AUGCCGAAUGAGACCUUCUUGUUUGUCCUUUACCUAGUCCGGCCAUUGCACAUCGAGUUGACCGGAGGCGAUGGUCCGAUCCGAGAAGGAGCGGUGGUGACACUCGUUUGCCGUGUGGAAGGAGCCAAACCCCCUGCCAACAUCACCUGGUUCAACGGAAGCGACCCCCUCCCCCUGAAUGCUCAACCCCGCAGCAGUGUUGCCGUUCAGGUGGAUGGGACUUACGAGACCCAGAGUAGGCUGACGUUUACGGCUGGGAGAGAGGAUCAUGGGGCCAUAUUCACAUGUGAGGCGGCGAAUUCUGUCCUCGAGGAACUUGGGGAAGAACCUAUGAAGACUUCUGUUCAGCUGGAUAUCACCUAUGAGCCGACGGUGCGGAUGUCCCCAUUAAAUGCGACGGUGAACGAGACGGAGGACGUCUGGAUUUUUUGCACGUAUGAUGCCAAUCCCCGGAAUCUCACGUCCGUGCUCUGGUAUAAGGACGGUCGAGAGUUGCGAGUGCACCGGGAGAGGUAUGGGGGAGGAAUACCGGAGAACCCGUCCCUUCUCAUUCGGAACACCUCAAGGGAGGACUCCGGAGAGUAUGCGUGCUACGUGGAGAACUCCGUCGGAAUCAGCCAUACCUCCAACAGCGCUCGUCUCCAGGUCCACUAUCCCCCUGAAGUGUUCUUGUCCAUGGAGCCUCGUGGAACCGUGAGCGAAUUGCAGCGACCCAAUAUCACUCUGUCGUGCGGGAUCCUCUCGGGGAACCCGCGGGAACUCCAGGCCGUCAGAUGGUACAUGGACGGGGACUUGCUGAAGGAACUGCCGGAAUGUGUGAGGAAUGGCUCUUCACCGUGGGAGUACGACUACGACUAUGACCUGUGUGACAUCGAUCCCACGAAAAUGUUGCUGGAAGCCGUGGGCCGGAAGUUCAUAGGCAAUUACUCGUGCGAAGGGAGAAAUGAAGCGGGUUGGAGCCGUCGAUCCGCAGACGUCCCGCUCAAUAUUCACUACCCACCAGGUGAAUCGGAGAUCAUGGUGAAUCCGGAAGUGGUGACGAAGGGGAACGUGGCAACGCUGACGUGCCUCACGGAAGAGCCGGGGAACCCCCCUGCCAUGCGCUUCCGCUGGCUCCGCGGGAAUCUUCUCUUGAAUGACGUCACGAGCCCGACGUUGAGGAUCGAACCCGUGAGCCUCCAGACGAGAUCCAAUUUCACGUGCAUCCCCGUGAACGAGGAAGGAGAAGGGGAGCCGGCCUCCGUCAAUGUCAGCGUCUCCGCCCCUCCGACGUUCAUCGACCGCCUGCCACCUUACCACGGGGCGCUUCUGUCCGGGCUCGAGACGAGGAUCUCGUGCCGAGUGGAAUGCUCUCCCCUCUGCACGGUCAUGUGGUUGAAGAACGAGGUGCUGGUCAAGGACGGGGAAGGAGGGUACUCCAUCAAGACGAACGUCCUCCCACCGGACCCGGCCACGAACGACUUCGAGAGCGUCCUCUCCACCCUGUCCUGGAACAUGAACGUGGACAUUGUAGGAUCCCGGGAUCAGGAGGCUAACUACACGUGCAGGAGCACGGGGAAUGGGAUCGGACCUGGCGUCACCAGCACCACCUACUUCCACGUAGAAUAUCCCCCGGAGAACAUCUCGGUGUCCUCGCCCUACGUGGACGUGCGAGAGGGAGACCGAGCGGGCGGGGUGACCUGCACGGCCCACGCCUACCCCGAACCCACGUACACGUGGAGAUUCGGCGCCCAAGUCGUGUCGUCCGGGCCCACCCUCCUCCUCGACUACGAGAUAAAGAAGUCCAUGGCCGGGGAGUACGACUGUGUGGCGGAGAACCGGCACGGCAAGAUCACGGCCAAGACCUACAUCAACGUCCUCUACAAGCCAGAGUGUGUGAUGAAGCGCGAAGAGGUAUCCGGCGAGAUCCGGUUGACGUGCGAAGUCCAGGCGAACCCGAAGGAAGUCACGUUCACGUGGCUCUUCGGGAACGAGACGCUGAGCCGUGGGAUCCGGACGAAGGGGCUGAGGAGUUCCUACGUCGUCCAACAGGCGGCGGCGGCAGCGGCGGGGCAGGGGAAUUACGUGUGCCUCGUCAACAACUCCCUGGGGCCGGCGGAGUCUCCGUGUGAGAUGGAGCUCACAGAGUUGGGAGGAUGGAUGGAGCUGGACGAGGAUAACAUGAUCAUGAUCGGAGCUCUCGCAGCCGCCGCCGUUCUCAUUCUCCUCAUCAUCCUCAUUAUUGUCAUCAUCUGCUGCCGGAAGAAACGGACGCCUGAGAAAUUUGUGACGUUCCGAAGGUCUUCAGGGGAGUCUGCACCCAGUGGGACAGGUCGAAAACGAAAGAAACCUGGAGAUGAUGGCAGCACAGGAGGGAAGGGCGAGGACGACUGGCCAGGAGAGAAACUCUUCUACGAAAAUCUCCCUUUCCACGGCCUUCAAGCCCCACCCAACAAGAUAGAACCAGAACCCGAGCCCCAGAACCCCUUGCCCCCAGCAGCAACUCCUCCGGCCCCAACCCUCUCCGGCGGCAACGGCAGUAGACCCCCUAGCGAACUGAGUCAGAACGGAUCAUCCGGUUACGGAUCGACGAGGAGCCAAAGCGACCACCCCCCUCAAGUCACCCAAGUCCUCGGCUUCGGGUCUCUUAGGGCUCGCAAAAACACAGGAGCCUCUUUCCUUAGUGCCAGGGCUUUGCUAUUCUCCUCCCUUCGAUUCCCAUCCAAGACUCGGAACGACAAUCAAAUUCAGAGCCAUGCCGACCUGCAAGGAGUUGCCGAAGAUUCCGAACUGGGGAUCCCCAUAGUGCCGUACAAUCCCCGUGAGAACGAGACGGAAGGUGCGGUAGCACCGCCUCGAGCUGCACCCCGUGCACCCAGGGCUAGGCAUGUCUACCUCAAUGUCCCUUUCCCACAACCUCUUGGGGCUGAGGAAAACUCCGACCAGCAUCAACGACACCGUCAUCACGAGGGAGGACUGAGCACCCUUUCCCUUUCCCGGAUGGCCACGUUACCCGUCCAGCAGAAAUUCCCCGCCGUCCACCAUCCCCCUCCCCCUCCCCCUGCCCGCCUGAUCCGCCCCCCUUCUCACCUGCCGGACGAAUACGUGGAAGUGGCGUAUGCUUCCCCUUACCCGGUCCUUCCCCGUCCGGUCGCGGACAAUAUCCCUCGAUCCUCGCAAGGUCUCCGCCACCCGAGGUCAUCCGGGGUCAAGGUCAAGGAUAACCUUUACCCGGGCAAACGGGGUGCUAAUCCCACCCCUGCUGCCCUGCACUUCAGAGAAAGCGGCCUAGGGCAAGAGAUUGAUGUAUGA
Molecule: messenger RNA, 3291 nt
Organism: Darwinula stevensoni
Lineage: Eukaryota; Metazoa; Arthropoda; Ostracoda; Podocopida; Darwinulidae
Source: the annotation of a GenBank genome assembly